AUGGAAGGUACAAGGACCGCGGGGUUGAAGCUCGCGCAUGGUGCAGCUUCCACGCGGCAUGCAUGUUGGAUUGCCGACUGGAUAUGCUCUGAGAAGAGUGACCUGCCUCCGAGGCAGUCCAUUAUCUCUACGCGUGCGACAAAAAAACCGGAACGCAACAUGGGCAAAGCGACACAAGUGAAGAAGCAUGAGAGCUACAAAUACGGUGCAGUACUUCUGUUAAAUCCAGAACAAGAAUUCGCCUAA
Chondrus crispus (carragheen) is the source of this 246-nucleotide messenger RNA. RefSeq lists its product as hypothetical. Bases 1 to 246 code for a protein of 81 amino acids. The record is from RefSeq and is a predicted model, not a curated record. Lineage: Eukaryota; Rhodophyta; Florideophyceae; Gigartinales; Gigartinaceae. The transcript has a single exon.